Molecule: messenger RNA, 668 nt
Organism: Melitaea cinxia (Glanville fritillary)
Lineage: Eukaryota; Metazoa; Arthropoda; Insecta; Lepidoptera; Nymphalidae
Gene: Ggamma1
Product: guanine nucleotide-binding protein subunit gamma-1
Exons: 2
Coding region: 226-438 (70 amino acids)
Biological process (GO): G protein-coupled receptor signaling pathway
Cellular component (GO): heterotrimeric G-protein complex
Molecular function (GO): G-protein beta-subunit binding
Source: RefSeq, a predicted model, not a curated record
AAUAUUCAUUGUUGCUAGUAACACUUCCUUUUACGUCAUUUUCCUUUUCUCAUUUCAAGUGAUUGAUUAUUUGUGAAGCAACGGUGAUAAUAAUUAUAACAAUUUAAUCAAAUCGAUACUUAUUCUUAAUUACGUAUUACAAAUCAAACUCGGAGGCUACGCCCUUUAGUACGAUAUAAGUUGUUUAUUUUAGCUUUCAACAUAGGCCUAUCAGACACUGCCGUUAUGGACAUGAUGGUCUCGACUUUACAACAACAACGUGCUGUAACAGAACAGCUAAGAAGGGAAGCUUCUAUAAAGCGUAUACCUGUAUCUGUUGCUGUUGCAGAUAUCGUGCGAUAUAUAAAUGAACACGAACAAGAAGAUUGUCUUUUGGUAGGCUUCUCAAGUCAAAAAGUUAACCCUUUCCGAGAAAAAAGUUCUUGCACAGUCCUGUAAGCUUCCAUACACUACUUACAUGUCCUUCUUGUGUUAAAAUUAAUUAAAUACUACAUUGAAUUAUUAAUUUCUUUAAUUGAAUAAUUUUAAGCAUAUUAAUGUAUUUUGGAUUGUAAUAAUUUUGUUUCGCAAAAAACCAAUACUAAAUAUUGUUUUGAUAAGAUAUUGUUCAUGAAAACUGUGAAUGUACACUCUACUAUACUGUUUGUAAUGAAUUAAAUUAAACUUUA